GGCAAAAUGGCUCGUGCCAUCACCUUCUCUCGUCUCCCCUCGUUGUCGUGUGGAGCAUGCACAAACUCCACCAUUGGCAACGGUGGCACUGCCCUCACGAGUUCAGUUUUUGAGCGAUUCCGAUUUGGUCAAAAGGAGAUCAAGACACGAGGCAUCCGAAUUCAUUAUCAUCGCAAGCUCACACUGGUGUUGACUUCGAGAAGUGACAUUCACCCUACUCCGAGAUCACACUCGCCGGGCGAGAGAGCAAAGCAGUUGUAUGAAUGCAUCAACGAGAAGAACCUGAAGGCGCUAGAUGAGGUCAUCUCGAAAGAUUGUUGCUUUGAGGACUUCUCCUUCCCCACACCAUUCAAUGGAAACAAGGAGGUCUUGCUCUUCUUUGCGCAACUUACUUCAAGCAUGGGCAAGAAUGUUAGAUUCAUCCUCAAAAAUGUCAGUGAGGACGAGGAGACGGCGUGGGUGAAUUGGCACCUAGAGUGGAAAGGAAAUGAGAUACCUUUCACCAGAGGCUGCAGCUUCUAUGAAUGCUCAAAAGAUGGAGAGAGGCUGGUCAUUAGGAAAGCUCAAGUAUUUGUCGAGCCGCCAAUCAAACCAGGAGGCAUAGUGCUGAUUCUCUUGAAGACCAUCACAUCGUUGUUUGACGAUUUUCCGACAGUGACUGAAAGUGCGUAAACAUUCAUUAAGCACCAAAAAUUCUAAGUACAUAAACGUAUCAUGGCAGAUCACUCAUGCAGCAAACAUCUCA
Rhodamnia argentea is the source of this 745-nucleotide messenger RNA. RefSeq lists its product as uncharacterized. The transcript has 5 exons. Lineage: Eukaryota; Viridiplantae; Streptophyta; Magnoliopsida; Myrtales; Myrtaceae. The coding region runs from base 7 to 672 and encodes 221 amino acids. The record is from RefSeq and is a predicted model, not a curated record.